CGAGCGUCGGGCGAGGCCGGGACCCCAGCGCUGCGCCGCGUCCGAACGUCGAGACCCCACCGAGGGCGGGAGGGGGACUCUCGGGAGCCACAGACGCCCGAGACCCACGCCGGGCGGGACCGGCCAGGGAUCACCCCCGCCGACGGCCCCGGGCCCCGACGGCCCGGAAGUUCCGCGUGUCCGGGGGCACCGGGGGAUUGGCCGGGGCGCGGCGUGCAAGGCUUCCCGGGGGCGGCGACUGCCGAGCUCCGCCCUCCAGGCGGCCCCACCCGCCUGCCGUCCUGGGGCGCCACCGCCCCGCCGCCGGCAGUGGACCACUGUGCGCGAACCCUGAACCCUACGGUCCCGACCCGCGGGCGAGGCCGGGUACCUGGGCUGGGAUCCGGAGCAGGCGGGCGAGGGCAGCCGCCCUAAGCAGGCCCGGAGCGAUGGCAGCCUUGAUGACCCCGGGAACCGGGGCCCCACCCGCGCCUGGUGACUUCUCCGGGGAAGGGAGCCAGGGACUUCCCGACCCUUCGCCAGAGCCCAAGCAGCUCCCGGAGCUGAUCCGCAUGAAGCGAGACGGAGGCCGCCUGAGCGAAGCGGACAUCAGGGGCUUCGUGGCCGCUGUGGUGAAUGGGAGCGCGCAGGGCGCACAGAUCGGGGCCAUGCUGAUGGCCAUCCGACUUCGGGGCAUGGAUCUGGAGGAGACCUCGGUGCUGACCCAGGCCCUGGCCCAGUCGGGACAGCAGCUGGAGUGGCCAGAGGCCUGGCGCCAGCAGCUUGUGGACAAGCAUUCCACAGGGGGUGUGGGUGACAAGGUCAGCCUGGUCCUCGCACCUGCCCUGGCGGCAUGCGGCUGCAAGGUGCCAAUGAUCAGCGGACGUGGUCUGGGGCACACAGGAGGCACCUUGGAUAAGCUGGAGUCUAUUCCUGGAUUCAAUGUCAUCCAGAGCCCAGAGCAGAUGCAAGUGCUGCUGGACCAGGCGGGCUGCUGUAUCGUGGGUCAGAGUGAGCAGCUGGUUCCUGCGGACGGAAUCCUAUAUGCAGCCAGAGAUGUGACAGCCACCGUGGACAGCCUGCCACUCAUCACAGCCUCCAUUCUCAGUAAGAAACUCGUGGAGGGGCUGUCCGCUCUGGUGGUGGACGUUAAGUUCGGAGGGGCCGCCGUCUUCCCCAACCAGGAGCAGGCCCGGGAGCUGGCAAAGACGCUGGUUGGCGUGGGAGCCAGCCUAGGGCUUCGGGUCGCGGCAGCGCUGACCGCCAUGGACAAGCCCCUGGGUCGCUGCGUGGGCCACGCCCUGGAGGUGGAGGAGGCGCUGCUCUGCAUGGACGGCGCAGGCCCACCAGACUUAAGGGACCUGGUCACCACGCUCGGGGGCGCCCUGCUCUGGCUCAGCGGACACGCGGAGACUCAGGCCCAGGGCGCUGCCCGGGUGGCCGCGGCGCUGGACGACGGCUCGGCCCUUGGCCGCUUCGAGCGGAUGCUGGCGGCGCAGGGCGUGGAUCCCGGUCUGGCCCGAGCCCUGUGCUCGGGAAGUCCCGCAGAGCGCCGGCAGCUGCUGCCUCGCGCCCGGGAGCAGGAGGAGCUGCUGGCGCCCGCAGAUGGCACCGUGGAGCUGGUCCGGGCGCUGCCGCUGGCGCUGGUGCUGCACGAGCUCGGGGCCGGGCGCAGCCGCGCUGGGGAGCCGCUCCGCCUGGGGGUGGGCGCAGAGCUGCUGGUCGACGUGGGUCAGAGGCUGCGCCGUGGGACCCCCUGGCUCCGCGUGCACCGGGACGGCCCCGCGCUCAGCGGCCUGCAGAGCCGCGCCCUGCAGGAGGCGCUCGUACUCUCCGACCGCGCGCCAUUCACCGCCCCCUCGCCCUUCGCAGAGCUCGUUCUGCCGCCGCAGCAAUAAAGCUCCUUUGCCGCGAAA
This is a messenger RNA of Pan troglodytes (chimpanzee), 1895 nucleotides long. It is a transcript of the gene TYMP, whose product is annotated as thymidine phosphorylase. The transcript has 10 exons. Gene Ontology annotation, cellular component: cytosol. The record is from RefSeq and is a predicted model, not a curated record. NCBI's taxonomy places the organism in Eukaryota, Metazoa, Chordata, Mammalia, Primates, Hominidae. Gene Ontology annotation, biological process: pyrimidine nucleoside metabolic process; pyrimidine nucleobase metabolic process. The coding region runs from base 429 to 1877 and encodes 482 amino acids. Gene Ontology annotation, molecular function: pyrimidine-nucleoside phosphorylase activity; 1,4-alpha-oligoglucan phosphorylase activity.